GCUUUCUCUGAAAAUGGGUUCCAUUGUGAUGGAACCAAACGACAUUGCUACCUACAUCAAUGGUGGAAUUGGGCAUAGGCCCACCAAGAACUUCACUACAAUUUCUUGGAAUUUGCUCUGGAACUAUCAUCUUGUUUUCUCAGCUUCUUAAGCCCCUUGGCCAACCCCUGAUUGUCUCACAAAUUUUGGGUGGUUUGGUUCUAGGUUCUACUGGUUUAAGCAACGUGGAGAUAUUUAAGGAGACGAUUUUCCCUCUUAGAGGAUUUGUUUCGCUUGAUGUGGUUUCUGCGCUUGGCCAUAUUUUUUACUACUUUUUGAUUGGUGUCCAAACGGAUAUCUCCAUUGUCAAGAACAUUGACAUGAAAACAUUUGGCAUUGGGUCUUGUGCAACAAUUUUGGCUACACUUCUUGUCAUCAUUUACUCUAUGUCAUUGGCUAGUAUUAUUGACAUGACAAAAUUCAAAUACAUUUUUGAGCUUGGUAAAUUAGAGUCAUUUAUUAACUUUCCCAUGGUUGCUUCCCUUGUUUACGAGCUUCAUUUGGUCAAUUCUGAGUUUGGGAGAAUUUCUUUGACGUCAUCCAUGGCUUCUUCUCUUCUCAGCGUAUCUCUUACAUUAUUAGGAAGUAUAUUGUCUCCAAAUGGUACAACCAGACAACAGAUCUUAUCAGAAACUUUUGCUAUUAUGGUGCUUAUACUUGUCAUCGUUUUUUCUAUUAGACCCGCCACUCUAUGGAUGGUAAAGAUGAAUCCGAUAGGACAACCAUUGAAGGAGUGUUUUGUGAUUACAUUGCUUUUGGGGGUGUUGGUGGUUGCCUUCUGCUGCCAGGCCUUAGGUUUGCGUAUCUAUUUUGCUUCUUUUUUUAUUGGAUUUAUAAUACCUUCAGGACCUCCCAUUGGUUCAACAUUGGUAGACAGACUUGAUUUCAUCACCACUUGGAUUUUCAUGCCCGUCUUCUUCGCUAGAAUAGGCCUUUCAGUCGAUAUCUACAAUACGAAACUCAUAAAUUUCAUAUGCAUGUCAUUCAUUGUCAUUGUUAGCGCAUUGGGGAAGUUUUUGGGUGCCCUUAUGAUCUCAAUGUAUUAUAAACUACCUAUGAGAGAUGCCAUAUCGCUCGGCCUCAUCUUGAAUAGUCAGGGAGCUCUCGAGCUUAUGACAUUUAGAAUGAAGAAGAGGGACAAGGUGAUCGAUGACGAUGCAUUUGUGGUUGGAUGCUUAUACAUAACGGUUAUGGUUGCGAUUAUCACUCCAGCGAUAAGAUAUCUCCUCCACCCUUCAAGAAGGUAUAUAGUUAAGAAGAGAAGAACAGUGAUGCACACAAGACCAGAACAUGAUCUUUGUGUAUUAGUGUGCAUUCACGACCAAGAAGAUGUUCCAAGUGCCAUUAACCUACUUGACGCAUUGAAUAAUCCAAUGAAACAAAGCCAACUUGUUGUGUACAUGCUUCAUCUUGUGGAGCUUCUUGGUCAUGCUCAACCAAAACUCAUACAUCAUAGGUUCACAAAGGUUAAGACAUCAAGGUCAUACUCUUCUGAGCCAAUUGUUAAUGCCUUCAAAUACUUUGGAGAUAGCAACAAUGAAAUUGUUGUAAUUAAUCCUUUCACUGCGAUAUCACCUUUUACAACUAUGCAUGAUGAUGUUUGUUCUCUUGCAUUGGACAAAAAGAGUUUCUUAAUUUUUGUUCCUUUCCACAAGAGAUUUCAUUCCAAUGGCGUGAUGUCUUCAUCAAAAUAUAAAUUAAAAAUGGUCAAUGAUAAUAUCCUCGAGAAUGCACCAUGCUCCGUGGCUCUUGUUGUUGAACGUGGAUUUUUAAAGCUUUCAAAGUCUAUUGAAACAUGUUUGUACUCUUUUCAAAUAGCAGUAGUGUUCAUAGGUGGAGCAGAUGAUCGCGAGGCAAUGUUCAUUGGGGCAAGAAUGGCUGGGCAUGCCAAUAUAAACUUGACAAUGAUUCGAGUAUUAGAGAGUGAGAAAGUUGGAAGCGAUGAGGCUGAAGAAAGUAGGGUGGACGAUGAAGCAGUGGAUGAGUUUCGAAGAAUGACAGUAGACAACUAUAGAGUUAGGUACAUAGAAGAAGUGGUGAAGGAUGGGAUUGGAACAAUUUGUAUACUACGUUCAAUGGGGAGUAAUUUUGAUCUGGUAAUGGUUGGAAGGCGACAUAGCCCAUGCUCAGCCUUGGUUCAAGGGCUGGUGCUCUGGAAUGAGCACACAGAACUUGGGGCAAUUGGAGAGGUAUUGGCCACUUCAGAUUUCAUGGGGAAUGCAAUGAUCCUUGUUAUACAACAACAUACAAGAGUGGCAAAUGAAAACCAUGACAAUGCUCAAGAAACUAUUCUUUAG
Messenger RNA from Cucumis melo (muskmelon), 2336 nucleotides. Its product is annotated as cation/H(+) antiporter 15-like. Gene Ontology annotation, molecular function: antiporter activity. Lineage: Eukaryota; Viridiplantae; Streptophyta; Magnoliopsida; Cucurbitales; Cucurbitaceae. The record is from RefSeq and is a predicted model, not a curated record. The transcript has 4 exons. Gene Ontology annotation, biological process: regulation of pH; proton transmembrane transport. Bases 60 to 2336 code for a protein of 758 amino acids. Gene Ontology annotation, cellular component: membrane; endomembrane system.